Messenger RNA from Eutrema salsugineum, 1946 nucleotides. Its product is annotated as pentatricopeptide repeat-containing protein At3g04130, mitochondrial. Lineage: Eukaryota; Viridiplantae; Streptophyta; Magnoliopsida; Brassicales; Brassicaceae. Bases 120 to 1643 code for a protein of 507 amino acids. The transcript has a single exon. Gene Ontology annotation, molecular function: protein binding. The record is from RefSeq and is a predicted model, not a curated record.
UUUCACGAUUUCCCUUUGCUCAGGUUUCAGGUACGAAUUUGGUUUUUCCUACACUUACUUGUUCUCACUGUGAUUGUCCGAAAUCGAGGGACAACGCUUCUUAAUCUGGUAGAUUCCUGAUGUCUUGGCUUGUUAAAAGUCGCAUUGGAAACAAACUGUUACGCCUCAAACCUUCGGCUUCUUUCGAUCUUUCCUCUGCGCUCAUCGAGAAUCUCUCUACAUCUUCGGAACGAUUACCUGAAACACUUGAUGAAUCUUCACAGUCGGAGGAUAUAUGGAAUGUUAUUGUAGGUAAAGCCGGUGAUAGAGUCAGCGAAGAUGAAGUAUUUCAUCGUCUAUCAAACGAUGAAAGCUGUAACAGUGUAAAUCUCUCUGAUGGUUUGGUUCAUAAGCUGCUCCAUAGGUUUAGAGAUGACUGGAAAUCUGCGCUCUGUGUUUUGAAAUGGGCCGAGUCUUGUAAAGGGCACAAACAUUCGAGCGAUUCUUAUGAUAUGGCGGUGGAUAUUCUUGGCAAGGCUAAGAAAUGGGAUCGAAUGAAGGAGUUUGUGGAGAGAAUGAAAAGAGAUAAACUUGUAACCUUGAACACGAUUGCUAAGAUCAUGAGGAGAUUUGCUGGUGCUGGGGAAUGGGAAGAAGCUGUCAACAUAUUCGAUAAAUUGGGUGAAUUUGGCUUGGAGAAGAACACUGAAUCGAUGAAUUUGCUGCUCGAUACUCUUUGCAAGGAGAAAAGGGUCGAGCAGGCUCGGGAAGUUUUGCUUGAGCUUAAGUCACACAUUACUCCAAAUGCUCAUACGUUUAAUAUCUUCAUUCACGGUUGGUGUAAGGCCAAUAGAGUCGAGGAAGCUCUUUGGACGAUCCAAGAGAUGAAAGGCCACGGAUUUCGUCCUUGUGUUAUCAGCUAUACGACGAUUAUAAGGUGUUAUUGCCAGCAAUCCGACUUCAUCAAGGUCUAUGAGAUUCUAAGUGAAAUGGAAGCUAAUGAGUCUCCUCCGAAUUCUAUUACUUACACGACGAUUAUGUCUUCUCUUAAUGCUCAGAAAGAGUUUGAGGAGUCUUUACGGGUUGCUACGAGAAUGAAAAGAUCUGGUUGUGAACCCGAUACUCUUUUCUACAACUGUUUGAUUCACACGCUUGCUCGAGCUGGUCGGUUAGAAGAAGCUGAGAGGGUUUUUAGAGUUGAGAUGCCUGAGCUUGGUGUUUCCAUAAAUACAUCUACCUAUAACUCCAUGAUUGCUAUGUAUUGUCAUCACGAUGAGGAAGAGAAGGCGGUUGAGCUUGUCAAGGAAAUGGAAAGUUCGAAGCUUUGUGAUCCCGAUGUUCAUACGUAUCACCCAUUGCUGAGGUCUUGUUUCAAGAGAGGGGAUGUUGUUGAGGUUGGUAGAUUUCUGAAAGAGAUGGUGACCAAACAUCAUCUCAGCCUCGAUGAAUCAACUUAUACUUUUCUGAUACAGAGGUUUUGCAGAGCUAAUAUAUGUGAGUGGGCGUAUUGCCUUUUCGAAGAGAUGAUUAGCCAAGAUAUCACACCGAGGCACCGGACUUGUUUGUUGCUCUUGGAAGAAGUCAAGAAGAAGAAUAUGCAUGAAUCCGCGGAGAGAAUCGAACACAUCAUGAAGACUGUCAAACUUACUGCCCCUGUAAAGUGAGGUUAUUAGUUUUUACGAUGCUUAAACCGUCACAAAUUAGAUUGCAGAUUGUGAUGAGAAGCGGUCACUUCAUGCUUUAGAAAGAAGACAAGACCAGAUCGCGCAUUAAAUUUUCAUUGUGUUCUUCAUUCAACCACAUCGUAGUGUAGAUUUUAAGUACUUUGGUCAUGGAUAAGAAACUCCAGUUUCAAAUUCAGGAAGAGUUGUUCAGAUUUGUAACUCUGGAGUUGAUUGAUUCUGACACAAUAUUGAUGAUAAGACGCUAGGCAAGUUGUGUUUGUUGUCUGCUUUGACUCAAGUCUU